Struthio camelus australis is the source of this 7469-nucleotide messenger RNA. The record is from RefSeq and is a predicted model, not a curated record. Lineage: Eukaryota; Metazoa; Chordata; Aves; Struthioniformes; Struthionidae.
UCGGGUCUGGUUGCGAGAAAAUGAUCAGCAUUAUCCAAGUACUGUUCACUCCUGUGCGGAAGGAGUCAUCGUAUUCAGGACAGAUUAUGGUCAGGUAUUCACUUACAAACAGAGCACAAUCACACACCAAAAAGUAACGCCUAUGCAUCAAACGAGUGCAGAGAGUGUGGAAGACAUGGCGGCACUAGUAGAUCUCCAUGAAGGCUCCAUCAUGCACAACUUAUUCCAGCGAUAUCAGCGAGAUAAAAUCUAUACAUACAUCGGUUCCAUAGUUGCCUCUGUGAACCCGUACAAGACCAUUCCCGGACUGUAUGACUGCGCUGCCGUGGAGCAGUACAGCAAGCACCACAUGGGAGAGAUCGCACCUCAUAUCUUUGCUGUGGCAAACGAGUGCUACCGCUGCCUUUGGAAGCGUCAUGACAACCAGUGUAUCCUCAUCAGUGGUGAAAGUGGUGCUGGUAAGACAGAAAGCACUAAGCUGAUUCUCAAGUUCUUAUCUGCAAUGAGCCAACAUUCACUGGAACUGUCUUCCAGAGAGAAAACCUUCUGCGUGGAGCAAGCUAUUCUUGAAAGCAGUCCGAUUAUGGAAGCUUUUGGAAAUGCGAAGACGGUUUACAACAACAACUCAAGUCGCUUUGGGAAGUUUAUUCAGCUGAACAUCUGUCAGAAAGGAAACAUUCAGGGAGGAAGAAUUAUAGAUUAUUUAUUGGAAAAAAACCGUGUAGUAAGGCAGAACCCUGGGGAAAGAAAUUAUCAUAUAUUCUAUGCUCUGCUGGCAGGGAUAGAAGAGAGUGAGAAAGAUGCUUUUUACUUAUCUGUGCCAGAGAACUACCACUACUUGAAUCAAUCUGGAUGUAUAGCGGAUAAGACAAUCAAUGACAAAGACUCUUUCAAGGAAGUCAUUACUGCGAUGGAAGUGAUGCAGUUCAGCAAGGAGGAAGUGCGAGAAGUUUUGAGGCUAUUAGCUGGCAUUUUGCAUCUCGGAAACAUUGAGUUUAUCACUGCUGGUGGGGCACAGGUGUCCUUUAAAACAGCUCUGGGAAGAUCUGCUGAAUUAUUGGGGUUGGACUCCACACAGCUGACUGAAGCAUUGACCCAGAGGUCGAUGAUACUCAGGGGAGAAGAAAUCCUAACACCUCUUAGUAUACAACAGGCAAUAGAUAGCAGAGAUUCUGUGGCUAUGGCACUUUAUUCGCAGUGUUUUGCUUGGGUCAUUAAGAAAAUCAACAGCAGAAUCAGAAGCAAGGAAGACUUCAAGUCCAUUGGAAUUCUGGAUAUAUUUGGAUUUGAAAACUUUGAGGUUAAUCGUUUUGAGCAGUUUAAUAUUAACUAUGCAAAUGAGAAGCUUCAGGAGUAUUUCAACAAACACAUCUUUUCAUUGGAGCAACUGGAAUACAGCAGGGAAGGACUAGCUUGGGAAGAUAUUGACUGGACAGACAAUGGAGAGUGCUUGGAUCUCAUUGAAAAGAAACUUGGCCUGCUGGCACUGAUCAAUGAAGAGAGCCAUUUUCCUCAAGCUACUGACUCCACCUUACUGGAGAAGUUAAAUGCCCAGCACGCUAGCAAUCCUUUUUAUGUAAAACCAAGAGUUGCCGUUCACAACUUUGGAGUGAAACACUAUGCUGGGGAGGUCCAGUAUGAUGUCCGAGGGAUCUUGGAGAAGAACAGAGAUACUUUCAGAGAUGAUCUCCUGAACUUGUUGCGUGAAAGCAGUCUUGAUUUCAUCUAUGAUCUAUUCGAACAUGUUUCAAGUCGCAACAAUCAAGACACUCUUAAAUGUGGAAGCAAGCAUCGAAAACCCACUGUCAGCCUACAGUUCAAGGAAUCGCUUCAUUCUUUAAUGGCAACACUGAGUUCUUCAAAUCCUUUCUUUGUUCGAUGCAUCAAACCCAACGUGCAGAAGAUGCCAGACCAGUUUGAUCAGACUGUGGUGCUUAACCAGCUGCGCUAUUCCGGGAUGUUGGAGACAGUAAGGAUUCGAAGGGCUGGCUUCCCAGUCCGAAGGCCCUUUCAAGACUUUUAUAAAAGGUAUAAAGUGCUCAUGAGAAACUUAACUCUGCCUGAAGAUAUAAAUGAGAAAUGUGCUGUCCUCCUUCAUCUGUAUGAUAACACAAGUACUGAAUGGCAGCUUGGAAAAAAUAAGGUUUUUCUCCGGGAAUCCUUGGAACACAAGUUGGAGAAACAGCGAGAGGUGGAAGUCACCAAGGCAGCAAUGAUUAUUCGAGCGCACAUCUUAGGUUAUGCAGCCCGAAAGCGAUAUAGAAAGGUUCUUUACUACGUGGUUGUGAUACAGAAGAACUACAGAGCGUUCUGUGGUAGGAAAAGGUUCCUUUGCCUGAAGAAAGCAGCCAUAAUCCUUCAGAAGCAGCGGCGAGGCCAGCUUGCUCGACGCGUUUACAGAGAACGACUAGAGGAGAAGCGGCGGAAAGAGGAAGAAAGGAGAAAAGAGGAGGAAGAAAGGUACAGUAUGCACUCUUACCUCACUCCUUCCUAUCUAUGCCAUAUUAAAUCUCAGUCUGAAUAGCCUUUGCUUGAGGGAAAAUAAGCUGAAGAAGAGAGGAAGCAGCAGGAACUGGCUGCCAUUCAGAAAGCCCAGAAGGAGGCAGAGCUGAAGCAAGAGGUGGAGAAGCAGAGAGAAAACAGACAGGUGGAAGAAAUCUUGCGUCUGGAAAAAGAAAUUGAAGACCUUCAGCGCAUGAAGGAGCAGCAGGAGCUGUCCUUGACAGAGGCUUCGUUACAGAGGCUGCAGCAGCUCCGAGAUGAGGAACUCAGGCGGCUUGAGGAUGAAGCAUGUCGAGCAGCCCAGGAGUUUCUGGAAUCUCUGAACUUUGACGAGAUUGACGAAUGUGUCCGAAAUAUUGAGAGAUCGCUGUCUGCGGGCAGCGGGUAUCCUGCUGAGCUCACUGAACGGACUGGCAAUGCAUGCAGUGAAAAGCCCAGUUUUAACUUCAGCCAGCCAUAUCCUGAGGAAGAGGUAGAUGAGGGCUUUGAAGCUGAUGAUGAUGCAUUUAAGGAUUCACCCAAUCCAAGUGAGCAUGGCCAUUCUGAUCAAAGGACGAGUGGCAUCAGAACAAGUGAUGAUUCCUCAGAAGAGGAUCCCUACAUGAAUUCAGUCAGUCUCCACAACUCUUCAAGUGGUGAAUCCACAUAUUGCAUGCCAGAAAAUGUAUCAUGCAGACCCCCGAAUUCUGUGGAACUCAUUUCUCCUGAUGGAGACUACGAUUACGACCAAGAUGAUUAUGAAGAUGGUGCUAUUACUUCUGGUAGCAGCGUGACCUUCUCUAAUUCACACAGUAGCCAGUGGUCCCCUGACUACCGAUGCUCAGUGGGGACAUACAAUAGCUCUGGAGCAUACAGAUUUAGUUCUGAAGGAGCUCAGUCUUCUUUUGAAGACAGUGAAGAAGAUUUUGACUCCAGGUUUGAUACAGAUGAUGAACUUUCCUACCGGAGGGAUUCAGUCUAUAGCUGUGUCAGCCUGCCCUACUUCCACAGUUUUCUGUACAUGAAAGGUGGCUUAAUAAACACUUGGAAGCGACGCUGGUGUGUCCUGAAAGAUGAGACCUUUCUGUGGUUUCGUUCCAAGCAAGAAGCACUUAAGCAGGGUUGGCUUCACAAAAAGGGGGGUGGAUCAUCUACGCUUUCCAGAAGGAACUGGAAGAAACGAUGGUUUGUUCUCAGACAGUCCAGGUUGAUGUACUUUGAAAAUGACAGUGAAGAAAAGCUAAAGGGCGCCAUUGAUGUCCGAACAGCCAAAGAGAUUGUUGAUAAUACAGGCAAAGAAAAUGGUAUUGAUCUAAUAAUGGGUGAUAGGACCUAUCAUUUGAUUGCUGAGUCUCCUGAGGAUGCAAGCCAGUGGUUUAGUGUACUGAGUCAAGUCCAUGCGUCCACAGAGCAAGAGAUCCGAGAGAUGCACGAUGAGCAGGCAAAUCCACAGAAUGCCGUGGGUACACUUGACGUAGGAUUAAUUGAUUCUGUCUGUGCUGCUGACAAUCCAGAUAGACCCAAUUCAUUUGUGAUCAUCACUGCUAAUCGUGUUCUUCACUGUAAUGCUGACACUCCUGAAGAGAUGCAUCACUGGAUAACCCUACUGCAAAGGUCAAAGGGGGACACCAGAGUGGAGGGACAAGAAUUCAUUGUGAGAGGAUGGCUACACAAGGAAGUAAAAAACAACCCAAAGAUGUCUUCGUUAAAACUAAAGAAGCGUUGGUUUGUUUUGACGCACAAUUCUUUGGAUUACUACAAGAGUUCCGAGAAGAAUGCUUUGAAACUGGGUACGCUGGUCUUAAACAGCCUCUGCUCUGUGGUCCCACCUGAUGAAAAAAUCUUCAAAGAGACAGGCUACUGGAAUGUAACUGUAUAUGGACGCAAACACUGUUACCGUCUCUACACAAAGUUGCUUAAUGAGGCUACCCGUUGGUCAAGUGCCGUCCAGAAUGUGAUUGACACAAAAGCACCAAUUGACACACCGACCCAGCAACUUAUUCAGGAUAUUAAGGAAAACUGCCUAAAUGCUGAUGUGGUUGAACAAAUUUAUAAAAGAAACCCUAUUCUCCGUUACACUCAUCAUCCGUUGCACUCGCCGUUACUGCCACUGCCGUACGGGGACAUCAAUCUAAACUUGCUGAAAGACAAGGGCUACACAACUCUGCAGGACGAAGCCAUCAAGAUAUUCAAUUCUUUACAGCAGCUAGAGUCUAUGUCUGACCCCAUCCCUAUAAUUCAAGGAAUCCUCCAAACCGGGCAUGAUUUACGACCACUUCGAGAUGAGCUCUACUGUCAACUCAUCAAGCAGACCAAUAAAGUACCUAACCCUGGGAGUGCGGGGAACCUGUAUAGCUGGCAGAUACUCACCUGCAUGAGUUGCACAUUUCUGCCCAGUCGCAGCAUCCUCAAAUAUCUCAAGUUCCAUCUCAAAAGGGUUCGUGACCAGUUUCCAGGAACUGAAAUGGAGAAAUACGCACUUUUUACUUAUGAAUCUCUCAAAAAAACCAAAUGCAGAGAGUUUGUGCCGUCACGGGAUGAAAUAGAAGCUCUGAUCAGCAGGCAGGAAAUGACGUCGACAGUUUAUUGUCAUGGUGGUGGCUCCUGUAAGAUUACAAUCAACUCGCACACUACAGCUGGAGAGGUGGUUGAAAAGUUAAUUCGUGGCUUGGCCAUGGAGGAUAGCAGAAAUAUGUUCGCUCUGUUUGAAUACAAUGGAACUACUGAUAAAGCAAUAGAAAGCAGAACCAUUGUGGCUGAUGUCUUGGCAAAGUUUGAAAAGCUUGCUGCUUCUGCUGAGGCUGGGGACAUGCACUGGAAGUUUUACUUCAAGCUCUACUGCUUCCUGGACACAGAAAAUGUCCCAAAAGACAGUGUGGAAUUUGCCUUUAUGUUUGAGCAGGCUCAUGAAGCAGUGAUUAGAGGACACUAUCCUGCUCCAGAAGAAACCCUCCAGGUCCUUGCAGCUUUGCGUCUUCAGUACCUUCAAGGAGAUUACACUCUGCAUACCACCAUACCAGAAAUGGAGGAAGUCUACCCCUUGCAAAAGCUGAAGUCUCGGAUUACACAGUCUACCAAAACCUUUACUGCAGCGGAGAAGGCUGAGAAGAAGCGAGCCAGCUUUCUCGAAGGAACGCUGAGGAGGAGUUUCCGCAGUGGCUCUAUCAGCAAACAGAAGGUUGAGGAGGAUCAGAUGUUAGACAUGUGGGUCAAAGAGGAAGUCUCAGCUUCCAGGACUAGUAUUAUUGACAAAUGGAAAAAACUGCAGAGAAUGAACCAGGAGCAGGCUAUGGCAAAGUAUAUGGCUUUGAUUAAGGAAUGGCCUGGCUAUGGGUCAACGCUGUUUGAUGUAGAGUGUAAAGAAGGGGGUUUUCCACAAGAAUUGUGGCUUGGAGUCAGCGCUGAUGCAGUCUCUGUCUACAAGCGCGGGGAAGGAAGACCUUUAGAGGUGUUUCAGUAUGAGCAUAUCUUGUCCUUUGGUGCUCCGCUUGCCAACACCUACAAGAUUGUGGUGGAUGAGAGAGAACUACUUUUUGAAACUAGUGAGGUGGUUGACAUUGCAAAGCUGAUGAAAGCCUAUAUCAGUAUGAUUGUGAAAAAGCGCUACAGCACCUCUCGAUCAGUGAGUAGUCAUGGAAGUCAAGGCAGCUGCAGGUGAAAACAAAACCAGUUCUACUGUGCUCUAAAUAGAACUUAUCACUGCUUCGCCUCAAAAUGACCUGAUGAUACUGAUCACGUUUGUUAACAAGCUAACCAAGAACCAGAAUUUCCAAGGAAAAUACCUUCAAACCUUGUUUUAAAAAGACCACAGGGUGGGGGGUGGGAAGGAAAUCAGCUGGAAUACUCACAUACUAGAACUGCUGGCUCUUUCAAAAAUUCCAAAGCGUUAUCAUCUUCAGUUUAUGCAACAAAUGCCUUAAGACUUGACCCACUGCAAUACAAGCAGUAAAAGUGCCUUACAACAUUAAAACCAACUUGUAUUAACUUAAAAUUGCUGAUUAAAAAUUAAGACUUUUUCCCCCAAUCAAAACACUGAGAACAAAGUUCAUCCAUUCUGCACUAACCUACUGCCCUGCAUACAUGUGGGAACGGGGGAGGGAAGAAGAGGGAGGUAUAUUUUUGGGGAGCUGCUGGCAGCCUUCCUUACAGAUGCCAACAUUUUGUUUCCCCUUGCUUCCAUGGAUAUGCACAUUACGUGUGCAUAUUUGAGCUGACAGAAAAUUGUGACUAAUUUUGUUCUGUGUUUCACAAGUCUUUUGAAGCAAAGGGAAUAAGUAUGUGCAAUGGUGUAAACAGUCUUUCUGUACAUUUUAAUAGUUCAGAGGUAUAGUUGUUACAAUUGUAUGGUUACUUUAUAAGCAGUUUUAUUAACAAGUAAAUUCCAAAAUUUUCAUACAUUGAUUUACUAUUGCAAAUAUGUAUUACCAUAUAUGUAGCAGAAGUCUGCAUUCUGUACCUGCUGUACUAUAAAGAGAGAUGUAGCUGAGAAUAUUUAUAGAUUACCCUAAUAUGGAAAUGCAAUUAUCGGUUCAAUAUUCCAUAAUGUCAGCUUAAGUUUUUAAUAUUAAAAUUUUCUUUUAAAAAGACACUAUUCUUGUAGAAUUCUGGCUGGACUCUCCAACCCAAAGUGCCUGGAAAGGGUCAGUGCCCUUCAGAGUUGACUAGAGAAUGCACGGUUACACAGUCAAACUGCUUUAUUAUAGCGCUGUCUUUUACCUGGUUGCCUAAUGAAGGUUCUUGACACCUGUAAAUAACUUGGGAGAUGUCAGCUAAUAAUAAGCUGAUUUUGGACUUUUGUUUUUGUACAGAAAUAUUGUAAGAAGAUAAAGCAAAACUUCGAUCAAAGGUAUUUUUUUGUCCACAAGAGGGAAAAAAAAACACACAUACACAAACCCCAAAACCUUACUGUUACUAAAAAACUAAGCCUUUAAAGAAUCGUGCCUACUUACUCAGAGAAAGUUCAGCAAUAAAGAAAGUAUCAUAUGUAA